Messenger RNA from Momordica charantia (bitter melon), 1600 nucleotides. The record is from RefSeq and is a predicted model, not a curated record. NCBI's taxonomy places the organism in Eukaryota, Viridiplantae, Streptophyta, Magnoliopsida, Cucurbitales, Cucurbitaceae.
UUGAUUUUUGCGAGGGUUCACCAAUUCCCUUCUUGGCGAAUAGGGUUGCUACGUUGCAGCUUGCAAGAGCUCGUCGAUUCCUUGGGUGAAAAUUUGCCACCGGCGGAGUCUCUUCGUUGUCCACCACCCACAAUCCGCCGUCCCUACGCCGACCAAGAUUUGAUUUCUACCAACGUUCUGAUGCUCAGCCACCACUGCGCCGAGUAGCCACUGCAGCAUCACUCACACACACAUCCUUGGCACUGCCAUGGCGAUUCCCUUCGGGAAGAUCACCAUUCUCGUUGGAGCUGGUAUCGUUGGCUCAGUUCUGGCAAAAGAAGGACGCCUGCCAUAUGUAUCCGAUUUUGUCUCGGGUGCUUUUAAGAUUGCUCUAAAGCGUAUGAGUCGAGAUGACUCUAGCACUUCAAAAAGCAAGCCUCGGAAUGAAUCUUUAAUGGCUCAGGUAAAAAGCUUACAGCAGGAACUGCAAAUGUUAGCAUCAAAUCGUUCAAUGACAAUUGUGACCAAUGGCGGGACAGGGGGUAGGAAAUAUGGCAUUGUCAUUCUUGUCGUUGUAGUAGGAUAUGGGGUCGUUUGGAUUAAGGGAUGGAAACUUCCUGAUAUGAUGUUUGCUACAAAGCGUAGUCUAUCUGAUGCUUGCAGUUCCGUUGCUAGGCAGCUUGAGAGUGUUUACUCAUCCAUUUCGGCUACAAAACGGAAUUUAUCUUCAAAAAUGGAUCAUGUGGACAAAAGUUUGGACGAAUCUUUGGAUCUCACUGCUGAGACACAAGAAAAGGUCUCAGAACUACGAGGUAAGUCAGAUACUUUUGGCAGGGAUAUUAAAUCCGUUCAUCAUGCAGUCCAGAAUUUGGAAAAUAAACUUUGGAGUUUUGAAGAAAAGCAGGACCUAACAAAUGAAGGUGUUAGGAGAUUGUGUAAUUAUGCUUGGAACAGCAAUUCCUUCUAGUUCCUCUCGGCCUUCUCUUGAACUCCCUCCAACAACACCUUCACCAAAGCAAAAUCGGCCAUUGCCGAUUGGUUUUUCACCAGAAGCGCUGUCUCCCUCCGAAUCUAAUCCUUCUCCGAACCAGGUUCAACGGCAAUCCCUCCAAAGUGCUGAAUCUCAGAUUCAACCGCGAUCCCUCCAAAGUGCCGUCUCGGACCCUGGCUUGAUGUUAAAUGGAGCUACGAUUGUAAACACGCCAUCGAGCAGCAGCAGCAUCGAUAAAACACCCAAUGGUAGCAGCAGUACAUCGGAUUCCCCCAAGAGCGAGGUCGGGAAUCCCGGUCUUUCUGGACUCGGAUUUCUUACCAGAACGAGGAGCGCGAUGAGUGCAGUGUUCCGGCAGGCUCGCCCGAGUAUUCAAUCCUGAGGAGACCUUUCUUUUGCCGGUACUGUGAGGACUUUUGUUAUAUAGCUAAAGCUAGAAGUUGCCCAGCCCAGAUGAAGAAGAUAUCGUAUAGCUUCUGGUGGGUACAGAAUUUUGUAGUUAUGAUUAUAAAGCUUUUCUUUUUCUUUUGCUUCUUUUUAGGUUCUAAGUGGUUAUCUUAUUUUUUGUCUUACGUUAAUAAAAUGCUCUAAAUUGUAAUGUUAUUGGUGGUGGAUUCUGAAGCCUUUUCA